CCUUAUAGAUUGCUUUUCUUUGCCGAUGUCUUCCUUGUUCUAUGAAAUAGUAAACUCUCCAUUAAUUUGGAUAUCAGAGUGCCGCAUAACUUUUGCCAACGCGAAGGAUUAAAAAAUACAUAUAUCCAAGCUCACUGCAUGUGAGGGAGAAGCAUCAGAAGGAGGCAUUUGGUCGGAGGCAUUUGGUCGGAGGCAGAUUUGUGUGAAUACAUCCAUCCUAUAGCCUCCACGCCCACACAUUUGAGGGGAAACCGCUGCUUCUCACUCGCCUCUUGUUUUGAUCCGUGCGCGUGAAAAACCGACCGACCGAGCGGUGCCUUGCCAUGGCUCUUCUGACCCUGCAUCGUUCGCCGUCCAUCUCCACCGCUCCGGAUGAAAGCAUCCCAAGAAGAGGGAGACUUCAGAAAAGAGAGAGCUUUGCUCUGGUUAAAGGGGCCGUCCUUCUCCUGGAAGAGGGUGAGGGGGAGGGGCCACAUGAAGAGACGUCGCCCAAUCACUCCCCUUCACCCCUGAAGCUGGGGGGCGGAGCUUCAGACACACAGCACAGACAGCUGCACGCCAUGGUGUCACUACUAAGACCAGAGGACACUAUCAAACUGGCGGUGAGGUUGGAGUCAGUGAGUCCAGUCAGGGUACGAUAUCUGAUCAUAGUCUCCACCUUCAGUAACAAACAGGAGAGCAUUCUACUGGGGAUGGACUUCCCCGACACAGACAGAUGUCAGUGUACUAUCGGUCUGGUUGUGCCGGUAUGGAGCGACACACAAGUGUAUCUGGACGGAGAUGGUGGUUUCAGCGUCACAUCGGCAGAAAAGACGAGAAUCUUCAAGCCUGUUUCCAUACAGACUAUGUGGUCAGUGCUGCAGGCGCUGCAUGGCUGCUGCGAGCGGGCAGUGAAGGGCUCAGUGAUCCCAGGCUGUGGGCUGGACUGGGCCCAAUACUACUACGGUCAUGUGGAGUCUGACCGCCUCUGUCUCAACGAGUGGGGAGCCAUGACGGGCCUGGAGUCAGUCAGGAGGGACAGUGCCGGGCAGAGCUCGACAGAGAGGGUGUCUGUGGAGAGGCAGAUCAAAGAGGAGCUCCGAGACAUCAUGAGAACAGAAGACCUAGAGAAUAUCACCUCCAAACAGGUCCGCAGUUCCCUGGAGACCAGGAUAGGCAUGGACAUGAAGAACUACAAGGAAUACAUCGACAACGAGAUGAUGGUCACCAUGGCGCAGAUGGACAAGCCCUCCAAAAUAUUUGACUACUUAUUCCUGGGCUCUGAGUGGAAUGCUGCCAACUUUGAGGAGCUGCAGAAAAACAAUGUGGGCUACAUCCUGAAUGUGACGCGGGAGAUUGACAACUUCUUCCCAGAAUCCUUCAGCUACAUGAAUAUCAGAGUGUACGACGUGGAGGCUACAGACCUGCUGUCACACUGGAAAGACACAUACUCCUUCAUCAACACAGCCAGACAGAGUGGCCAGGCGGUGCUAGUGCAUUGUAAGAUGGGCGUGUCUCGCUCUGGUUCCACGGUGGUGGCCUACGCCAUGAAGCAGCAGCGCUGGCCCCUGGAGGUGGCUCUGUCCUACGUCAGGGAGCGCAGGCCCAUCGUCCAGCCCAACGACGGCUUCAUGAAACAGCUCCACACCUACAGCGGCAUCCUCAACGCCAGUCAGCAGCGCCACAGCGCUCUCUGGAGGUGGAAGUCACGGGCAGAGAAGGAGCAGCGAAAGAUUGAGAGAGCACAGUCUGCUGCUUCACACAACAAUGAGGAGGAGGAAGAGGAGGAGGAGAGCGAGGAGGAGGAGGAGGAAGAAGAGUUAGAGAGUCCAGAUGAAGUUGAUGAGGCAGAUAUAGAGAUGAAGGUACUUGAAGAGCCUGCCCACAAGUCUGAGACUAACCCAGAAGCUCCACCCACAGAACCGGCUGCUCCAUCCACGGAACCGUCUGUACCCAAUCCCUUCAUCACUGUACAGGUGGCUUCUCACAGCCCCAGUCGCAGUGGCAGGAUGAACCUCUUCUCUCUCAUGCAGUCCAUCAACGAACUGGAAGACGAGGACCUAAGGAAUGAACAGGUAAGAGAGAUUGCCAACAGUCACCGGAGGUCUCCAGGGCAACGGAGGCGGAGUUAUAGACGGAAAGGCCUCAUGCAUCAGAGGGCCCAUGUGGAUGUUUCACCUGAGCCAAGCCGCCUAUCGGGACUCAGAAAACUGGAAGGGGCGGGGCCAAGCAAACCCGAGACCGGGGAAGGAGAUGCCAAGACAACGGAGGUGCGGUAAAGAGGAACAGAAGACGAGGCGGCGGGAGAAGGGAUGGAGAAUGAGAAGCCUAGAGGAGACACUAAUAGGAAGAGAUUGAAUGUUCUGCCCACUUUCAAGCUAUAAACAUGAAAGAAUUACCCUAAUAUAGUUCUAUACAUCAGACCUUAAGACUCCAACUAUCAUCGUUAUAUUAUAGAUUUUUUAACAGUCAUGCCUUUUGCACAGUAUUUCCUGUUUUGGUUCUUUCAAUGUAGUGGUCACCAACCGAUCGAUCACGAUUGACUGGCUGAUCUCCAAGCCAUUCUAGUCGAUCACCAAACACUGUAAAAAAUAAAAAACACACAAACAACGAUAAGGCCUUGGAUUCCCCUUUUCUUUUCAUUCUUUUUUUUCUCUCCCUCUAGCACUUUUGACAGUAGGUGCACUUGGAAGGUAAAGUGUUCACAUUUUUAACCAUUUCAUGUGUCUGAAGGUAGAACUCCCACUUAUUCGGCCGGCCCAGAGAGCAAAUCAAGUGCAGCUAUAGGCCUACCGCUGGCCAAUCGUAUAGCUCAGAUCACCGUGUCUGCAGUUUCCUCGCACCACAGCCUGCAAAAAGAAGCCUCGAACCCACAGCAAAGUUGAUCAUGUUGAGAUUUAAAAACGUUUAAAACCACGACUAAAGGGACUCAACGAAUACAGCAAAGAGCUGCUGUUUGAAUGCGUAUGGGCUCAUUGUAAUGGAAUAAAUGGAAUGG
This is a messenger RNA of Oncorhynchus mykiss (rainbow trout), 2977 nucleotides long. The record is from RefSeq and is a predicted model, not a curated record. NCBI's taxonomy places the organism in Eukaryota, Metazoa, Chordata, Actinopteri, Salmoniformes, Salmonidae.